This is a messenger RNA of Staurois parvus, 399 nucleotides long. NCBI's taxonomy places the organism in Eukaryota, Metazoa, Chordata, Amphibia, Anura, Ranidae. The record is from the annotation of a GenBank genome assembly.
AUUGUGGCCAGUGGGAGUAGAAAUUGUCCUGGUAUCAGUGGGGGUAAAGAGUGCCCUAUCGUUGGUAUAGUGCCCAAUGGUGCCUCAUCAUUGGUAUCAAUGGGAGGAAUAUGCCCCAUCAUUGGUGUCAGUGGGAGGAAUAGUGUCCCAUCAUCCAUGUCAGUGGGAGGAACAGUGCCCCAUCAUCCAUGUCAGUGGGAGGAAUAGUGUUCCAUCAUUGGUAUCAAUAGGAAGAAUAGUGCCUCAUUAUUAGUAUCAGUGGGAGGAAUAGUGCCUCAUGAUUGGUAUCAAUGGGAGGAAUAGUUCCCCAUCAUCCAUGUCAGUGGGAGGAAUAGUGCCCCAUCAUUGGUGUCAGUGGGAGGAAUAGUGUCCUAUCAUUGGUAUCAAUAGGAGGAAUAG